CUCCCGUUCCAAAAUAAUCGCGCUUUGUGCAUCCAAGAUGUCGGCGCCCAUGGAGGUCGUGGUAACUGCUGAUUCUGCGGGGCAGUUGUGGAACUGCGCUAUUUUUGAUCCUCACACCGGAACAAAUCUCUUAUCUUACCGAGGGGGGAAUUCAUCUGCUCGCUCGUUAACGGUUCUAAACGGUGAAUACAUCCUCGGAGCUCAAUUAGGCAAGAACUUCAUCAACGUGUGGGAGAUACAAAGGAAAGACCAACUGCAACAGAAAAUUGUGUGUCCUGGGAUUGUAACCUGCCUAACAGCCUCCCCUGAUGGUCUGUAUGUACUGGCAGGCAUCGCUGAGGCCAUUUAUCUGUGGGAGGUCUCAACAGGAAACCUGCUGGUUGUAUUGAAUCGACACUACCAGGACUUGAGCUGCCUGCGGUUCACUGAUGACUGCAGCCAUUUUGUGUCAGGAGGAAAGGACAAUCUAGCACUUGUAUGGAACCUUGCCAGUAUCAUACAGUUGGACUCAUCUCGCACUCCAGAGCCUCGCCAUGUGUUCUCACGUCACUCUCUACCCAUCACGGACAUCCACUGUGGGCUGAUGGGACCUCAGGCAAGAGUGGCCACUGCGUCUUUAGACCAGACUGUUAAGCUGUGGGAAAUUUCCUCCGGAGAGAUGCUUCUGUCAGUCCUCUUUGACGUCAGCAUCAUGUCCGUGACCCUAGAUCCCUGUGAGUACUUCCUGUUCUGUGGAGGAAGUGAUGGGAAUGUCUUUCAGGUGUCCCUCUGUAACACGGCUGUGAGCCGGGAUAAGACCUUCCAGUCAGAUGGUGAAGGCAAUCAGGUGUUCAAAGGCCACAGGAACCUAGUGACGUGCCUGUCUGUGUCCAUGGACGGUACGCUGCUGCUGUCAGGCUCGCAUGACGAGACUGUCAGGAUGUGGGACAUUCAGAGCAAGCAGUGUAUCCGCUGCAUCAACCACAAAGGUCAGGUGACCAACGCUGCUAUUAUCCCAGCUCCCGGAAACAUGUUCCUGCCCGACAGUCGGCCUGGCAUCCCAUUACCUCGCUUCAGCCGUCAUCUGAACAAUUCAGAGCAAGCUGAAGGAGCCGGAACCGGAGGAAUGUGUCUCAGGCUGGGUGCCAACUGCCAGGAGCCCGAGGAAACGUAUCUGGAGAAAGCAGACCGACUCCAUUCUCUUAUGUGCGCUGUUACAGACAAGAGCGUGUUCGGCGAUGGAGAGAACACCAAAAUACGUGUGUCAGAGUUGGAAGAAGAGGUGAAGACCCUGAAGAAAAUCAACAAAGAUUUGUACGAGUUUUCCACACAGCUCCUUACAAAACCUAAUUAAAAAUAUAGAAGGACCUUCAGGAAGUGACCUCACUUUACUCAAACAUGAGCUGGUCGUUAAUGACUUAAACUUCAGUCAAAUAUUCCAUGGUUUUGGACACACAGUGAUUUGCUCUUUUUUCCCCCCCUGAUAUGAGCUAUCUGAUAUUCUGGAAGCAUGUGUUUUUUUUUGUUUUUUUUUGUUUUUUUAAAUAAUUCUUCAAAUAAUUCUUCUUCUUCCCGUCCACACUUUUGUAUACUGUUUCUACAUUAUGAGACGAUGUGCAGAGCUGACCGUCAUGAACUCAAUAAAUCAUGGAGUAGAAUCCAUAAAUAAUGCAAAGCAAUCAUUUCACAUGAGCUCCGUUUUACUCUGAUUCUGUAAGCGGGAAAAAAAAGGGAUUUCCUCAUUGCUUUUAUACACUGAGGGGGAAAAAAGCUUGAUGAAUUUACUUCAUUCAGAUCCAUACAUCGGUUCCACGGGAGUAAAUUAAGGCAGGUUUAAACAGUUAGCUUUUAUACCUGAACAUGGUGUGAGCAUGUAUUUUUUUACAGAAGUCCUAAGAGGCCAUGCGUUUUUUAUAUCUUUAUAUAAAAUUUUCUUGUGAUCUCAACAUAUAAGACAUUAACAUUAUUUUCUCUGCAUAUGAUCUCUGCAUAUACCCUAUUUUUUUAAUAUGUAAUGGAUUAUUAAACCGUUAAGCCUUUAUUCUCAUAAAUACCGUCAGCUGUUCUAUAUUCAUUUUGUCGCACAUUUAUUCAAAAACGAUUGUGAUUUGUAUUCAUUUAAUGUUCUGUGAUGUAAGAGCUUGCGCACGCUCGCUUUCCUCUAUCAGCGCUAUUAUGCAUGUGAUUUAUCCCAUGAUGCUGCAUUACUGCACGUUUGCUGCAUCUCGAACAUGUUCUUGCGCAUAGAUCACAAGAGAGAUCAACUUUUAUGUGGAGAUCACGACAAAACAAAAGAAAAAAGAAAUAACGCAUGGACUCUUAGGGUUUCCGUAAAUUUCAAAGCCAUGAAUGAAAUCAAAAUCACACCUAAGUUCACACCUGAGCAGAGACACGGACCUACGAUGCUUCACCACUGCACCAUUUUGCCUCGUUUCGUUACAUAUGUUUAAUAUUAUAGCUGUAUGUUAUCGUUAUAAAGCAAUUCCCAUGAGUGGCAACAAGAUUUAAAGAUGGGGUAGACGAUGUUUGGAAACCAAUGUUGACAUUUGAAAUCACCAAAACAAACACACCUCUAACCCAAAUGGGUGUCACUACUGUUUUCAUAGCUCCACCCCACACAUACAUACAUAACUCAGGCAACUAUUAUGGCGGAACCUGCUGGGGCAGCUGGCCGAAGGGAUAUUUUUUUUUUAUCAAUAAAUGAACUCAAUUGCCCCUUUUCCACCGAGGCAGUUUGAGUGCUGGUUCGGAGCCUAAUUUAGAACCAGUUAUUUCUUUUUCGACAGCCAAAGCACCGGCUCUGAACCAGGAAAAGUGGUUCUUAAGUAGCACCAAAACGUUGCUGGUCUAGACUUAAGAACCACUUGUGUCAGGGUCUGUGGGCGGGGCUACCGUUAGCGCAUUUGAUAAUAUACCUUAAGUAUACUAAUGUUUAAUACACUUUUACUUUACCGCAAUAUGAUGCAUUAUCAGCACACAUGAUAGUAAGUAGCUACAUGCUAAGGCUAACUUUUUUCUGUGUUAAUGACAGUAAAGCAACAUCCGUCAUUGUUGAUGUGAUUGUGUUUGCCGCUGCUGCGCUAAAGUUGCUGGGACACGUAUACAGUGACGUCAGACUCGGCUCUGUGAUGGCUCUCUAGCUGGUGGAAAGGCAAACCGGUUCUUAGAAGGUUCGCCAGUGGAACCAACUUUGAACCAGCACCAGUGCUAGCUCUGAAACAGCACCCGGUUCUUUUUGGUGCAAAAGGGGCAAAUGAGUAAUUCUAUGGUAAUACAAAUGUGUUUUUGUAGUACUGUGUGUUGUACCGUGAAAGGUUUAGUUCCGUUUCAUGCGGAAGACGACGUUCAACACCUAGAACCCGAGGCAGAGGUAACGGCAGGUAUCCGCCAUGUCAAUGUUUCAGUCACUUUAUGCUAAUGUCAGACAUGCGCGCCGAACACUCUCUCCACCGCAUAUUGACAAGACACGCCCCUUUCUGCUCAUUGGCUACACGUUUGUUUUGUUAGUUGGCCCGACUCAGUUUUCUGAAGCAUUUUUCAAACAUUGUGCACCCCGUCUUUAAUCGAGAUCUAAUACGUUAUAUGUAACGUUAAUACUACUUUUUUCCUAGUAAAAACUAUCACAUCCACACAGUCUGGGUUGUUCUUGUUGGUUCUUUUUUUUUUUGCCAACAAAAUGCACUUAAAUUACAGGAAGAUUUUCAGAUUAAGUUUUUAAGAAGAAAUGAACAUACCUUUCUACAGGAAUGCAGAUGGUUUUCUCUUUGAUAGACAGCUCAAAAUUUACCACAGCGGGCUUAAAGCUCUGUAAACACCUUCCUGUGGAUUGUGGCUUAGAAAAAAAAGAAAUAAGGAUUUUCCUUGACAAGACGUGUCGUCUCGUCGUUCCUCUUCCACUUGUUAUUGCACUUUGUGACCCAUGCAAGCAAAUUUCAACCGUUUUCUCCUGAAGCUAGUAAAAGUACUCAAAGUUAAUCUCAUCCAACUUGGAUUUAUAUAAAAAAGAAAACUUUCUUAUUCAGCUAAAGAACUUGCUGCUGUUCCAAACAUAUGAAAGCAUUGGAUUUUUAUCUAGUUAACUCAUUUAGCCUUUGUGAUGUAGAUCUGAAAUUUCAAAUCUCAUCGACUUUAAGCAGGAUGUGAAGAAGGCUGAUAACCGGUGGCAGCACUCAUCACUUUCCUUUUGAAUUACACUCUUUCACCUGUUCUUGUUCACAGUGCAGGGAAUUGCUUUUGUGCACGUACACACACACACACACACACACACACACUAUGCGUUUAGGCAGCAGGAGUUUAUUGUAGAUUGACACUGUGUGAAAAUGGAAUAUUUUCAGUGAAGGAAAAUAAAACCCUUUUUUUCAGCUA
This is a messenger RNA of Tachysurus vachellii, 4344 nucleotides long. It is a transcript of the gene wdr18, whose product is annotated as WD repeat domain 18. The coding region runs from base 38 to 1333 and encodes 431 amino acids. Gene Ontology annotation, biological process: DNA-templated DNA replication; rRNA processing. Gene Ontology annotation, cellular component: nuclear pre-replicative complex. Lineage: Eukaryota; Metazoa; Chordata; Actinopteri; Siluriformes; Bagridae. The record is from RefSeq and is a predicted model, not a curated record. The transcript is spliced from 10 exons. Gene Ontology annotation, molecular function: protein binding.